Messenger RNA from Corticium candelabrum, 1170 nucleotides. RefSeq names its product archaemetzincin-2-like. Gene Ontology annotation, biological process: proteolysis. The coding region runs from base 1 to 1011 and encodes 336 amino acids. The transcript is spliced from 2 exons. NCBI's taxonomy places the organism in Eukaryota, Metazoa, Porifera, Homoscleromorpha, Homosclerophorida, Plakinidae. The record is from RefSeq and is a predicted model, not a curated record. Gene Ontology annotation, molecular function: metallopeptidase activity.
AUGGCCGCAUCUCAUCAGCUUCGUAUGAUUAGAGAGUCGGGUUUGUUUGAAAUUGGAAAGACCGAUAAUGCUAUAGACGGACAGAGUUUCGUGAAGUGGAAGCUAAAGAGCGUUUGGCAGAGAGUUUUUCAUCCGAGACGACUACGCCAACGUACACUCUGUCUUCAGCCUCUUGGAGAGUUGAGAAUAACAGCAGAGUCUAGCGGAGAAUAUAUAAGUGAUAGCAUACUAGACAAUCUGAAGAAAGUACUGGAAGCGUUCUUCUUAGGUCUCACAGUUGAAAUAUUGCCUCCUCUUGUGUUGAAUGAUUUGAAAUGUGAGAAAAGGAUUCACGAACGGACGAACAGGGUGCAGUGGCUUGUUACUGAUUUAUUGAUGCAUUUGAAAACAUUAAGGCCUCUAAGAGCUCUCUGUGUCGUUGGGAUUACUGUGGAAGAUUUGUAUCCUAGUGAUGAGUGGAACUUCGUAUUGGGCCAUGCUAUGUGUACGACGGGUUGUGCUGUGAUAAGUGUUGGCAGAUAUGCCAGCGAUAAUCCAAGAGAAGAAGUAAUGAUCAUGAAGCUAAAGAAUAUGAUUUGGAGACUUGCCAGGGUUGUUACCCAUGAGACCUGCCACUUACUUGGAAUGGGCCACUGUUACGGGUAUGUUUGCGCCAUGAACCAAAGCACGACUGUGCUUGAGGCCGAAUCACAGCCACUCGUAUUGUGUCCAUUAUGUCUGCGAAAACUUCAGCAUGUUUUGAGAUUUCAAUACCUAGAGAGAUACUGUAGUUUAAAGGCUGUCUGUUACCAACUUUCGCAGGCAGAUGGGGAUGCUUGUAUUACAUCGGAGGCUGUGAAUUCUACUGCAGACGUGCAAGUUGUUGAAUUGAGAGUAACACAAACAGUUGCUUCUGUGCAUAAAAAUUCUAACACAAUGGAUACCUCAUUCUCAGACGGAAAUUUUUUCGAGGUGACAUGUGAGUGGUUAAAUGCCGUUAUUGGCAAACUGACAAGGGAUGAAGACAUGUAGUCAUUAAGUAGCAGAGUGUGGCACAAAGGUACAGAUUUGUUUGUCUAUGUUGCAUGAUGAAUGAAAUUAACUUAAUUAAUUAAGUCAACAGUCCCAAGUUUUGUAAUAUUCAAAUACAUACCCAAUAUAGUUAUGAGGUCAACGAGUCUUAUUACCCUA